AUGAAGCUCCUUUCAAUCGAGGGCCCGGAGUAUUAUCUAGAAGGACACAAACUUCUCAGUCCUACGAUGGCUUUCUCGGUCAGAAAGACAUGGGAGGCGACAACGGCAUUGAAUAUCAAUAUCACUCGACUAGACGGGACACAGCUUGGGGCUGGUGCCCUUCAUAUCUCAUUGCCAGAAUUCCAAAGGCAGAUGAGGGCGUUCCGAACAACAUCAAUCAAUAUCAGUUCUCUCCUGGCUUUAUUGGCAUUUUUGUUCUCUUUCGGGUAUCAUGUCAGCCUCUUUUUCUUCAUGCCAUUUGUCCCUGUGCGUUUCCCUCGAAUCUCACCGGUGGAUCAAAUCAACAAGAACCCGAAUCCCUCAUUAAUUUGCAAGCUCAAGGCGCACGAUGGUGUACCAGUUCUGCUCGAGGUAUACGAUCCACUUCUUCAACAAAGAAGUCAUGAACCGAGGCAUGCCAACCUUCCCCCGGUCCUACUUUUACCGGGAAUCACCGGAAUCGGCGCAAUGCACAACUUAUAUGCAUUGCCUUUCCUGCACUGCAAAAUGAUAGACUACUUCACACAGCGUGGACACCGCUGCUACACACUCACUCCUCGCUGGGGCUGUGAUCCCAUCGUGGCCCAGGAAGCCACCAUCUUCGACUGCCGCCUCGACGUUGCAGCCGCCAUCAAAUACAUCCGUGACAAAGAACCACAGAAGCCAUAUGUGAUAGCUCAUUGUCAGGGCUCGGUAGCUCUCUGCAUGAGACUCCUAGAUGGGACUAUCGCCAGCUGCGACCUUCUCGGCAUGACCGCAAACUCCGUCUUCAUGAAUCAAGUCUUCGGGUAUUGGAACUCGCUCAAAGGGAAAACCACGCUGUUAAUCCGGCUAUAUGAGUUCCUCGCGGGUAAUUAUUUUCCAAUCAUGAGCAAUGCGGGGAGUGUCCUGUUCCAACGACUGCUUGAUAUUCUCCUGCGCUUCUAUCCUGUCGGUCAUCCGCGAGAUCCGUGUACUUCCACUGCUUGUCAUCGGACUUCCUUUGCGUUUGGCUUGCUCUGGAAUCAUGAGAAUUUGUGCGUAGCUCUUCAUGAUAACAUCCAUCAAUUCUUUGCCGGUACCCAUACAAAGCUGAUGAAACAUGUUGUGAACAUGGGGACCAAGGGGAUUUGUAUGGACAAUGACUUGCGUUCUCUUUUGACCGAAGAGAAUCUGCAACGGCUAGAAGGGUUGCCUAUUCUUUUCAUCUCCGGUACGGACAAUCGAGUCUUCGAUCCAAAGUCUACCCUCAAGGACUAUGGGUUGCUGCGUAGGCGGUUUGGAGAGAGGCCCUAUCGCCGGUUCUUGGCUGAGGGUUAUGGGCAUCUUGACCCUAUUGUUGGGAAAUCUGCUGCUGAAGAUGUAUACUGGAGGAUCUUUGCGCAUUUGAAAUGGUGCAUUGAGAAUGACGAUUCCGUCAAGGGCAAGUGA
Messenger RNA from Penicillium canescens, 1449 nucleotides. RefSeq lists its product as uncharacterized. The transcript has a single exon. The record is from RefSeq and is a predicted model, not a curated record. The coding region runs from base 1 to 1449 and encodes 482 amino acids. Lineage: Eukaryota; Fungi; Ascomycota; Eurotiomycetes; Eurotiales; Aspergillaceae.